UUUUUGGCAGAACAAAAAAGAACCCAAAAAGUUUUCAUCGGUUCACCGAGAUUUUCACUUUCUGGUGUAUUUAAUUUCUGUUGACCAUUUGCGCUUUAUAGUUACUCAAGGGCAAAAUCCAAAUCAAAACCUUCAAAAUAUUGUCAGUGAUUACCAAAAAAGGAUGAAAAUCGACUCUUUUGACGAGUAGGCGCAAAAAAAGCUGGAAGUGUGUGGAAGUACCGAAUCAACGACGGAAACCGUCUGUAUGUAAGUGUUGUGCAGCAGUUGCAAAGAGCAGUGUAGAACGGAGCGCUAGUGGAAAGAGGUAGUAAAUUUAUCCGCUGCGUUUGUGGGGGGCAAACGGUGGAUGAGUAUACAGCCGCAGCGACACCAACAGCAGUCGUCGCAAUAAAAGAAGCAGCAGGAAAAGCGCGGAGCAGUGACAAAAUUGCGUCCGAAAAAUGCGAAAGUAAAGAAAAAGUGAAAUUCCGAAAUUGGAAUUAGUAGCGACGACAGACAACGACAAACGAAAAAAGAUCGUGGAAGGAUGAUAGCAUGAACAAGGGAGAAAAAGUGAUAUAGAGUAGGAGUCAAAGACAAAAUUGCAGAAAAUGUAAAAAAAAAUCAUUGUGAAAUGAACAACGAAUGGAAUACCAUUGUUGAAGUUACGAAUCGGCUAGCUAAUUAACACUUUGCUUUUUCAUUAAAUGCAAAUCUUUGCCGCGCGGCAAUUGCAUGCUACUGCUGUAGGUAAAAGGGGAGAAAAAUACAUACAUACAUAGGUGCUGUCAUAUAUUGUUGCGCGCUUGCUUACCACAUUCGCCCUUGCCUCGCCUACGUCACAACCAAGUGAACGCACAGCACCACUAAUUGUGCUUUCGCGCUUUAACGCAUUAUUUCUGUAGAAUUUUCAUCGCAUUUGUUGAAACGUUGCUUUGUUUGAUGAAAUUAUGUUGAAAUCGUCCUCUAAUGCACAGGAACUGCGGCUGUCCCGACCAGAGAGCACAGUACCACAAUCAACAAUUACAUCGGCAGCCGGCACCAUGGACACAUUGAAAACAUCAUUCCUACCAAAUCUGGCAAUGGACGGCGGAGUUAUUACAUCGGCUAGCUUUUGCCCGAUGUGUGGGCAACAAUUUGAAAGACCUCAACAUGCCCAGGAGCAUAUGCAAUUAUGCCAUGGCAUAUCGGCUGGCAUGAUUGGCGGCGGCGGUGUCAUUGGUGGUGGCGGUGCAAGUGUAGGUGUGGGUGGUCUGUUGUUGAGUGGUGUUCCACAACCAAAUGCACCUGUCACUGACCCCAUGAAAAUCGAGUAUCCCUGCAUGAGUUGUGAGGAGAAAUUUGGUUCAGCGCAAGAACUGGACGAACACCAUCGUAUAAUACAUCAAUCAACGGCGUUCUUGGCACGUUGUAUGGCAUGUGGCAUUUACGGCAUUUCAUCGGUUACGCUGCACGAAGGUGAUGAGUUUAAGUGUAUGCAUUGUGGCUCCGUUAGCACCGCAUCAAAUAUGACUGCGCCUCAGCAACCACCCUAUAUGGAUCAACCUGAACCUCCGCAAACGCCAGAGGAAAUGCCUUCUAUACCGCCUGAGGAAAUGAAUACUAUACCACCGGAUGAAUUGAAUUCUAGACAGAACCAACAGCAGCAGCAAAGACAACAACAGGUGCAGCAGCAACAGCAGCAUCAACAACAGGUGCAACAACAUCAGCAGCAGCAACAGCAACACCAACAGCGACAACAACAACCAGAUUUGCUUGAAGGCCAGCGGCAGCCACAACCUGAUUUGCUCGAUCAGCAGCAACAACAGGUGCAACAGCAGCAGCAGCAACAACAGCAACCGACGCCGCCACAGGCAAAUCAACAGCAACAGCAAGCAACUCAAUUGAAAGUACCGCCCUUAACCGUAAAACUAAAUAAAAAUAGCAAUGGCAACACCGAAGGCCAUCCACAUGUGAUAAUCAAGGAAGAACCUCUUGGCAUUAGCGAUGGUAAUGGUGAUAUAGAGCAGGCCUCAGUGCCGGUGUAUACUAUCCAGCAACCGGCUGGAGCUACCAGUGUUGUAGUUAGCACAGCAACUGCCACCGGCGCCGCAAAUGCGACAGGCACAACGUCAGCAGCAGGCAGUACCACAGCAGCCACCCCUGCAGCAGGAAAUAAAGUGCGUCAUAAAUGUCCAGAAUGUCCGAAAACCUUCAAAACGCCCGGCACAUUGGCAAUGCACCGCAAGAUACACACAGGCGAAGCAGACGUCACGCCCAAAGAACGUCCCUACACGUGCUCCUACUGCGGCAAGUCAUUCACCCAAUCGAACACCCUCAAACAGCACACGCGCAUUCAUACAGGUGAGAAACCCUUUAGAUGUGGAUAUUGUGGCAGGCAAUUCACUGUAAAGGACUACCUGAACAAACAUUUAACAACUCACACGGGUGAGAAACCGUUUAAUUGUAUCUACUGUGAGAAACGUUUCAGUGUCAAGGAUUACCUCACCAAGCAUAUACGCACACAUACUGGUGAAAAGCCAUACACCUGCCCCUAUUGUGACAAGCGUUUUACACAGCGCAGCGCGCUAACGGUACACACGACCAAGUUACAUCCACUCUAGGGAAGACCGAUUGGCAAGGGUAGCCGUGGCCGUUUGUUAACAUAGUCUUCGCUAAGUGAUAAGAUGGUGCCGACGGCUGGUGCCGGUGCAGCCGAGACAUUGGCGAGUGCGAAGACAACAACUGUGACAGCAGCAACAGCAACAGCAACAACAACUAAUACAAAUCAUACAACUGCAACAAUCAAUUUAUCAAUUAAUCAGCCACAACAACAAGAACCACCACAAUUACAGCAACAACAACAACAAUCAGAGGACGUGACAACAAACAAAGAACUCGACUUUGUACUGCAUUCGAUCGGCUUGUAGCGUUAAA
Molecule: messenger RNA, 2898 nt
Organism: Bactrocera tryoni
Lineage: Eukaryota; Metazoa; Arthropoda; Insecta; Diptera; Tephritidae
Gene: Cf2
Product: chorion transcription factor Cf2
Exons: 3
Coding region: 933-2585 (550 amino acids)
Biological process (GO): regulation of transcription by RNA polymerase II
Cellular component (GO): nucleus
Molecular function (GO): RNA polymerase II cis-regulatory region sequence-specific DNA binding; DNA-binding transcription activator activity, RNA polymerase II-specific
Source: RefSeq, a predicted model, not a curated record